AGAGACAUGAUGGCCAUUUCCAGGAGCAGCAUGGAGCCAGGGCAGGUAGGGAGCCUGCCUUGGCCACGCUGCACCACCAGACUUUUAGUAGCCUAAAAUCUCCCGGUUUGGCUCCAGUGGCCUCUGGGAGAUACAGCCUGAUUCUGGGAGACUCCCAAAGAAACCGGGAGGGUUGGCAACUCUGGAGUUGUGGAAGAGCAGAAGGAGCUCAUUUCCAGGGUGGCUUUAGAGGAGCAUCUGUGCUUGCGGCUGCAGGUUUUCAGGUUUAAUUUAGUACUUACUUGUAUUACAGAAGCAGCCCUCCACGAUCAGGCCCUCGGUCUGUUGGGCACUGAAUGUGCACACAAAAUGAGCCCUGAAGAGCCUACACUCUAAAUAGACAUGGGUGGAAAAAAGGAGAGAGCAUCAUCCCCAUUUGACAGACAGGGAACUGGCACUGAGAGGGAUUAAAUGAUUUACCUAAGGUCACACAGCAGGUCAGUAGCAGAGAUCUGCUCAGGCCUAAUUUUUAGGCUCAACCCAGACAGGGUUUUCCAACACAGCUCCCCUCUCCCCCACUCCAUCCCCUAACCUUGAGUCAGCAUCACCAUUUCCUGUACAUGGGCUUCUCUCUCCUUCUCCUGCCAGAGCUGGCACAGGCUCCUGCCAUCUGUAGCCCCUGGUGUGGUGAAUGUUCUGUGCAAUGACUCUGCAGCUGGCACACCCACUCUGGAGUGCAGCAUAAUGAGGUGCCAGCUGCCAGGGUGCACAGAUGCCCCCACAGGUGCAUGGAGAAGAGCCAACCUGACCCAACCUGAGCCCAAGAGGAUCCUACUGUUUCCCCAACUGAACCUUGUAGUAGGAUCCCAUCAGGUUGGAGGCAGGUUGCCGGGCUCUAGAACCCAGUUCUUCUGAGUGUGCGGCCAGUGCCUUAACCUCAAGGCCAUCCUUCCCAGACCAACCUAUGCUGGCAUCCAAGCACUUUUCAUCUCACUUCCAUGGCUCUGAAUCAGGAUCCAUUCCACUGAAGUCAGGGCCUGAUCGCCAGCUCACUGGCAGCAGUGAACUGUAGAUCGCUGAGGGUGCAAAACUGUAGAUUAUUGAGGGUGGUCACAUGUGGAGGAACAGAACCAGAGGCCGGUGUCUGAAAACCUGGCCCUAAAUGGCCAAGUCUAAAGUCUGGCAGGGUUUGACACCUCUGGGCUGUACAGAGGCGUGAGCCAUGGAUGAAUUUUUAAGAAAGAUGAAUUCAGACUGGAAGAGGUGCAGAGAAGGGCUACAGGAUGGUCAGAGGAAUGGAGAACCUACUUUAUGAGAGAAGACUCAAAGAGCUUGGCUUGUUUAGCCUAACCAAAUGAAGGCUGAGGGGAGAUAUGAUUGCUCUCUAUAAAUACACCAGAGGAAUAAACACCAGAGAGUGAGAGAAGUUAUUUAAGUUAUAAACCAAUGUGGACACAAGAACAAAUGGCUAUAAAUUGUUCAUCAACAAGUUUAGACUCAAAAUUAGAUGAAGUUCUGAAACAGAAUCCCAAGGGGACCAGUGGGGGGUAAAAAAUUUAACUGGCUUCAAGAUUGAACUUGUCAUUAUCCAGGGAGCGGAUACACGGAGCCCUAUGGGGAGUUCUAAUGGGCCGAUUCAAUUUCAGCUGGAUGACGCCACUUAGCCAAGGCAUUAAGAGCUCCAGCUCCGGGAAGGCGAACGACAGAGGGAGCGAACAGGGGGUCGGAGCGAGCAAGCGAGCUUGUACUAAGGAGCAGCAAACCCCUCCCCUCUCACCCAUUCACAAGACGAGCGCGGCGGAGAGCUGCAUUCACAAAUCGCCAGCCGGCAGCCUCAGCCCCCCCGCUGCCCAGAGCCACCCCCCACCAGCACCUACCUGACUAGCCCCCGCAGCCUUGCCCAGCUCACGCUGGCUCCCCGCACCGCCCAGCAGGCUGUAGCCGGAGAACGGGCCGGAUCUGGGCAGGGAACCUGGGCGUCCGGGCUGCUCGCUGUAGCGACGGAUCUCGCCAGCCCAUAGCCGCGCAAACACAGACCCCGAGCUCAGGUCAGCGCAGGGAGAGGCGGCAGGAGCGGGGCUUGCCCUGGCUCUGAGGAGGACCGAGAAGGAGUUUUCAUUCAGACUUGCUCCAGCGCCAGGCGGGCCGGGAGCGUGCAGGGCUCUGGCCCCAGCUGGGAAGGUGCCGUUAGCUGCAUGGACCUGCACUGGCCUCGAGGCCAUACCCAGGUCCAGAAAUGCUGUCAUCAUGAGAAAGCGUUAAUCCCUGAAGCUGAGUCAGAUGGCAAAUACCUUCCACCCAUGGAUCUUCCCCUGAAUAUUAGUCUCACCUUGAGGUUCCCUUAAACAGCAUGGUUGGAGGCCAUUCCCAUCGCUGCGACCACUUGGCAUAAAGCCACAAUGUGUUUCCAGUGCUGCAGUGAGAAUCAGGAAGUACUGCUUUCUGAAAACAAAAUCCUGGCAGCUUCUAUGCAGGUAGCAUAUCCUCUAACAAACUCUAAUGGCCUGGAGUAGAUCUGGUUAGCACGAACAUUUUGUCACUAUUGGAGGAAAAAAAUGCUUUUCUCUGAGUGCUCAUGAAGGAGGAUUUUCCGAUGUGCCCUGAUGUUGCAAGCCCUUGUUGCUCUCAUCCAGUGUGGCUGAACUCAACAGUGACGAGACAAUGGAUCUGCCUGCUGAGGACUUCCAACAAGUCCUCUCCAUUGACCAGAUCUGCUCCAUCCGUGCCAGCAAUGACUAUGUGGAGAGACCCGCCAUCUCCUUCAAGCAAACUCAGUCCAACCUAUCCCUCUCACAUCAGGCCCACAAGCAAGAGUGGUCUCAGGACUGCCUGGUGUCUUCCACCUUCCAGGACCUGCACCGUAGCCACAGCCACCACCACCAGAUGUCGGCCUUGCAGCAGCACCUGAGUCAUUCCAGCACUACCAGCUCUGUGUCUCACAGCACCACCACCUCGGAUCAGCGGCUGCUGAGUGGGGUCACACCCUCACAUUCUGGGCACUCCCUCAUCCGGACGCAGCCCAGAGCAGGCGACCUGAAGCCUGAGGAACCACUGAAGGGUGUGGUGGAGAAGGCCACCCUCCAUUCUGGACACCUCUUCAUCUGCGAGGAGUGUGGACGUUGCAAGUGUGCCCGCUGCACAGCUGCCCGCAGCUUGCCCUCCUGCUGGGUCUGCAACCAGCGCUGCCUCUGCUCCCCAGAGAGUCUCAUCGACUAUGGGACUUGCCUGUGCUGUGUCAAGGGUCUCUUCUAUCACUGCUCCACUGACGAUGAGGACACCUGUGCUGAUGACCCCUGCUCCUGUGGCUCGGGGUCCUGCUGCGCACGCUGGGCUGCUAUGAGCUUCCUCUCUCUCCUCAUGCCCUGCCUCUGCUGCUAUUUCCCUACGCUGGGAUGCCUCAAACUUUGCCAGCAGGGCUACGAUAGUCUGAAACGUCCGGGCUGCCGCUGCCAGAACCACACCAACACAGUCUGCAGGAAGAUCUCCUCCUCGAGUGGCACGCCUUUCCCUAAGACUCUGGAUAAGCCGGUAUGACCUUCCCAGGGAUCAGAAUUGGCUAUUCUUCUUCACCUCCCUCCGCUGCAUACCCACUUUGGGCACAAAGCAAACAGAUGAACAAUCUGCCAGUCACCAAGCCCCACAAAGGGAGUGUGAAGCACAUUCUUGAGACAAAGGAAUCGUGCUUUUGUGCCCAAGCCAAACGUGACGGGGUUUGCACAUUUUGGCAAAGGACUAGGACAGAGGGAAUCAGAUGCUGACAAUGCACUAGUGAUCAACAGGGGGUUUUCAACAUGGGAACUGGCUCAGGACUCUGUGACCUCAGAAUGCCUUAGGAGCUGUUUUUCUGUGGUGGGUUUCAAAAGGGUGACAUGUCCAAGCACUAGAAUCCUCUGGGGACCAGACCACAGAAGCCCCCCACAUCUCUUUCAUCCAUUUUCUCUCUGCAGCUUUCCUAAGUGGCACCUCCCACAGGCUUUUCCUCAGUUUUCUUUGCUAUUGUGCUAUAGGCCAGUCCCUGCAAAGGGAGAUGAGCCACUGCAAUGUACUAACAAAUGGCAGCACCUUACUCCCCUUAGCAGAGCAAGAGAGAAAGCUUUCAAUAAUUUCAAGGUAAAAAGGAAAAUAAGUGAGCCCAAAUAUCCAGUUUUUAGGGGCUCACUGGUCAGUGGAAAUAGGACAUGGAUAGAUUAAGGAUCAUGCUGGCAUGGAAAGGGUGUGAAAGGGUGAUGUGGACAGAAAGGAGUCCCACUCCCACUUUUGUACAUCAGCGGGUCUUCAGCAAGCGGAAAUCACUGUAGUAAUUGGUAUUUCAAAGUAGAUUUGGCUAAGAACAUGAAGCAGGUUAAAUCCCAGGCUGAGGCGCAAGGGGACUGGAUACCCUGAGGGAGUGGUAAAGGUCUGCUUGCAGAACCUUACAAAAUGUAAGGUGUCACUGUGACUCUAGCCCAGAUUGGUGGUGACUGACAGGUGACACCAUCUGUUUAGUGGUGACUUGGUGGUUUCAGUCCAUCCAUUGGUGGUAAGCCUCUACCACAAGUGAUACUCCUGUUGGCAGGCUCAGUGUAGAGGCCAAGAACUGGGUGGGCCAUGGAACCUGGCCUUCCUCCUUACCUCUGGAUGUCAGAGAGAGGUAUAUGAGUAGGGCAAUGUGUAGGAAGCUUGCCCUUCUGCCCUGCCCAGUAGAUCAACCGAGUCCUUCAGUCUCUGGGGCUGCCAAUCUGGUACCUUUCACCAGCACUGAAUUCACUUUAAUAAAAGAAAAGGAAAGUUGAACCUUAAAAACAAUUAAGAACCCCAACUUCUCUCCUUGUGCUGAUGCUGUAAAAAUGAUCACGUCCUUGCCUGGCCCUGAAAAUGGUGCUUAGCUGAGGCUCCAGCUUUGGGCUGGUGGGGAAAGGGAGAUCUGUGUGUUAGAAACCAGAAUGGGAUGGGAAAAGCAUGAAGCCAGCCUUCCCUCCCCAGCCAAAGCGCCUCAGUGUCCUCACUCAUCUCCUCAUGUUAUAGAGAAAGCUACACAAAAGCAGACUGGCUGCACAGCUAUGCAUCCUAUAGGCAAGCCUGAUGUUGACAUAGGUUGUCUGAGACAGGAGACACCUUCUGCAAACUAGAGAUGGGUCUGAACCAAAUCCAGAGAUCUGGAGAUCUUCAGACUAUGGGGAGGUUUGGAUCUGGGUGAUGGUUCAUGGUCAACACCUAUAAUAAGCCAAGCCAAGCCAAACCAAACCCCUGUACCUGAAUGUUCCUGGUCCUUGAGGAAGUUCAGAUCCAGAUUGUAAUAUGAAAUUUCCAGCUCACUCAUCUCUGCUGUAAAACACGGUGCCAAACUCUGUUACAAUCCCAAUGACUUAAAAAACUUGGCCUGUGGAAUGAAAGCCAGGUUGACCCUUCAGUGCUAUCUCCCACCAUCACAUCCGUCCUCGGAGGGGUGUGUGUGUGUGUGUGUGUGUGUGUGUGUGUGUGUGUGUGUGAGAGAGAGAGAGAGAGAGAGAGAGAGAAAGAAGAGAAGAAGGCAUAAUAACCUUCCUGUUCCAUUGGAGUAAAGGUUC
This is a messenger RNA of Gopherus flavomarginatus (Mexican gopher tortoise), 5525 nucleotides long. It is a transcript of the gene SPRY3, whose product is annotated as sprouty RTK signaling antagonist 3. The record is from RefSeq and is a predicted model, not a curated record. Bases 2641 to 3513 code for a protein of 290 amino acids. The transcript has 4 exons. Gene Ontology annotation, cellular component: cytosol; membrane. Lineage: Eukaryota; Metazoa; Chordata; Testudines; Testudinidae. Gene Ontology annotation, biological process: animal organ development; negative regulation of MAP kinase activity; negative regulation of fibroblast growth factor receptor signaling pathway.